AUAUAUACAACAAAAGAAGGUUCAUUUCUUCGCAACGUCUCUAUAAACAACUCGACCUGCAUUGCAGGGAGGGCAAAUUAAUAACUACGUGCACCAUCGUUCGUUGACAAACAGAGCGAAGCCAUAUUUUUCGUGGAACAUUCUCCUCCAUAGAAUGACGGAAGAGGUAGUCAUGAACUCAACCAACACCAACAUGAACAUUGACAACAAUAAUAAAUCUCCGGUUGACAACAGUAUUGUCAAACAGAAGAAAAAACAGGGUGCUUUUGGCUUCCUUAGAGCUGCAUCACUCAAGCUUCGUCGUCGUUCCCUUGAUCUAAAGCAACAGAAAUUUACUCCGGAACCCGCUCCCCCUGCUGAUUCAAAGGGAGAAAAUUGGAAAAAACUGGUAGGGUCCAUGAGGCCUUUACAUCUCCAAGACAACCAAUCACCACCGAGUCCUCAUGACCCGCAACCACCACCACCGGUGAAAUCUACAUCACUACCUGUAGAAUUCAGUGAACAUUUUUCGUCGUUGUACUCUCCAACCCCAUCAACGUCCUCCAUUGGCACCAUGAGUCAAUAUGCUUCAGCAAAUAAUCUACAAGAUCUCUACGACGACGAUGAGGAGGAGGAGGAAGAUCCUGAUCAGGUAUUUGAUGCAAUUGGAGGAGAUGACAUGAUUGAUGCAAAGGCAGAGAAUUUCAUUGCUCAAUUUUACGAACAAAUGAGGCUUCAAAAGUGAUUCAGGCAAUUAAUCAAACACAUAGAAGGCAUGAACGGAACCUAAU
Messenger RNA from Solanum verrucosum, 770 nucleotides. RefSeq lists its product as uncharacterized. The record is from RefSeq and is a predicted model, not a curated record. The coding region runs from base 155 to 724 and encodes 189 amino acids. NCBI's taxonomy places the organism in Eukaryota, Viridiplantae, Streptophyta, Magnoliopsida, Solanales, Solanaceae. The transcript is spliced from 2 exons.